Molecule: messenger RNA, 5415 nt
Organism: Cinclus cinclus
Lineage: Eukaryota; Metazoa; Chordata; Aves; Passeriformes; Cinclidae
Gene: FAM234A
Product: family with sequence similarity 234 member A
Exons: 13
Coding region: 1297-2958 (553 amino acids)
Molecular function (GO): protein binding
Source: RefSeq, a predicted model, not a curated record
GUGUGUGCGCUCCGCGAACGCAGCCUUGUCCCUGGGCUGCGCCUCCGCGCUCUGAGGGGGCGUUCGUGGAACGGAGCUGGCUCCCGAAGCGUUCCCGCUGCCCUCGCGCUGCCGCCGGCUCCAAGCGCUUGGGGCUGGCAGUGGCAGCGCUCGGGUCGGUGCAACCGCGGGUCGGGGCCACUGACGGGCCGCGCUGUGUCCGCGCUGGCUGGGCUAAUGAGAGCUCGCGGCUGUCGGCGCCUCCAGCCCAGCCGUGCGGCCUUCCCCGCUGCCUCGGAGGGCUUUGCUGUCCGCCUUGAGCAGCUCAAGAAGUGCCCCCAAACCAUAGCGAGAAGACUGGGAAAGAAUUUAUUCCUUUUUGCCAAAGCCCAAGUUGCUCCCUUUGAUCCGAGGUCCUUUAUCCCGAGGCUGGCGGCUGCUAGGAGGCCUUGGGAGUUGCUCAUGCAGCACCUGGGACUGCCGGUCUGAGCUGCGGUCAAAGAAAGCCUCUCACCUCUGCAUCAGCACGCCCAGAGCCUCAGCCCUCUUCUUGGAGAGGGUUGAAGUCCUGUUGCUCUUUCCUUCGGGAUCUCGCAAGCCUGGUUUGCCGGCCUGAAUUACAGGGCUUCUUGCCGAAAGAAAAAUUCUGCAAUGUGUUCAAGUCCGACCUCGUUUGCAGUCUUUUCUACUUUUUUUGUAAGGCAAAAACAUCUUGCGUAACAGGAGCAAGAAGGGCAGCCUGUCCUGCAGGGAGGAACUGGAGCCAGCCUUUCCCGCUGUGCAAGUGUUGCCGGCUUGAGGCAGAUCAGAUCUGUAAAUCUGCACUGUGGUUUCAGGAGACAGGACAGUAAAGGUGAGUAAAACUGUGUUUGUCCUGUCCCUGUUGUUACUGUGGUACAGGAAAGGAUGUUUGUUCCCCUCAGCUUGGGCUGGGGAGCUGCUCCCAGCUCAUCCAUGGCUGGGGGAAGCAACCUUUAAAGCUUGGGAGCCCUGGAGUCUGAGAUGCAGAUCCUGGCUGUGCUGCCUCACUCCCUGGCCUGUGUGGGUUCAGUUUGGAUUUGUUGUGUGUGUUUUCUAAUUAUUUCUCAUUCUACAAGGUCUUUCUCCCAUGUUUACUCCUGUCCCCGGAUCUACUGCGUGUAGUGUGUGUUACAGUGCAGCAAUACAGAAUCCUGUCACUGCCUGCUCCCUUGAAAGGUGCCUGAAUGCUUGAACUUCCCAGCUGAAUUAUUUUGUGUCCUCUUCCAGCAGGAGACAAGAUGUCGGCUGCUAGAGGACGGUGAAGAAGAGUGUCUGAAUACUGAUGAAUGAGCUGUGAUGGACAACAAAGACUCAGAAGCUGAGAUCCACCCUCUGAAGACUGAGGAUGUAAAAGCUCAGGAGAAUCAUGAGCACUUUGUGGAGAGAAGGAUUGUCAAGUCCUCAGGGCUGUCCCGGCUGUCCCGGUGGCGCACUGCUGCCUUCUUCAUCUCCCUGUUCCUCUGCCUGAUCAUUGUGUUUGCUUUCUCCUUUAUCAUUCCCUGCCCAGAGAGGCCAGUUUCAGAAAGAACAUGGUUCCAAUACUACAACAAUGCAGUGCCCUACCCGUUCCUUGCUAUAGAAGAUGUGAAUGAAGACAGAGUACAAGAUGUGCUCUUUGCUUUUAAAUCCAGCAACAGCAGCAGCAGCUUCAACAUUUCCUGUCUGGAUCAAGGUCUGCUGUCUCCCUGUGCCUUCAUUGCUGCUGUGUCUGGCACAAAUGGCAGCGUGCUCUGGGAGAGCCCUGCUGCACAGGACGUGCAGUGGCUGCAGUGUGGCAUCCAGCAGCUGGGCAUGGCAGCAGCCCCGGGCUGCCUCGUGAUGGAGAAGUCACUGUCCCUUACUGCACUUGACCUUCAGACAGGGGACUUUCUGUGGAGACAACCCCAUGACUUUGGAGCUAAUUAUACUCUGCUGACUCCUUUGUCAGUGAUUCCAGAUGUGGAUGAAGAUGGAGUUCAGGACCUGAUAAUCUUUAUUGCUAAAGGAGGCCAGGUUAAGAUCUUCAUCCAUUCAGGAAAAACUGGCCAGCAGAUUGGCUCCACUGGCACCCUGAGCAUGGAUGGCAACGCUCGCUACAUCAGGCUGCACCUGCGCUCCUCCUCAUACUUCCUUUUCUACACAGAGAACUCUCUCUAUGCAUAUUCCCUGAAAGAUCUGUGCAGUGCAGCAGUUGGGAUGGAAAUUAAGCUUUCCGACUUCCAGCCAGAUUCUCACUGGGAGAAGCACAUUGACCAUGCCACGCACCGCUUAGAACUUCUAUCCCUUCUCAGGUUUGGAGACAUUCACUACCUGGCAAAAGUUCCUGGGCACUCACGGGACAACAUCUUGGUUGUGAACUCAGAGAUGGCUACACUGAUCAACACAAAAGAUCUCCACACUGUGUGGACCCUCAAUGUGUCCCGUCUUUUGAGUGAGCCACUGCUCGGUUACUACAAACCUGAUGACAGCGGUAUUAUCCUGGAGAGUGAAAUUGGACCCAACAGGAAGAAGAUUAUGAUUGUUGAGAGUGAAUCUGGAGCAGUCCAGUGGGAACUGAAGCUGAACUCGAGAGCAGGGAGCCCUGGCCCAGCCACACUUUCGACUGCGGAUCACCGCUCUGCCUUCCUCAUGUGGGGAGACUACGAGGAGCCAGGCAAUGAGACAAGACACAGAGCUCCUCUCCAGAAGCUGUACCUUUUCCAUCCUUCCUACACUAAUGUCCUGUUGGAGCUCCGCAACAGCACAGACCAAAUCAUUGCGUUCACUGCGGCGCUGUUCGAGCGGAGCCGUCACGCCUGCUAUGUGCUGCUGCGGGGCCCCCAGCCCGGCGAGGGGCCGGGCCCCGUGUCCCUGAUGAAGAGGAAGCUGAAGGAGGAUGUCUCAGUGAGCAGAGUGGUCUGGCUGCGCCACAUGGCUGGGGAUGACGAGCAGCACAUCCGGGACCGCCUGUACAGGAUGCGAUUCCAGAGCCGAGACUGAGCUUGCCGAGGAAUGGGGAGGGGCUGCCUCAGCUCUGCAGCUGUGCUCUCAACAAGCCCAGAGCCUGGAUUCCAAUGAGAAGCUUGAUGUGCAAACCAAAAUGUGGCUGGCAGGGAAGCACCCUCAGUGUCCAGGGACACCCAAGCUGUGGGAGCAGCUGCCAGUGUCCAUCCUCAGAGCUGAUGGGACUUCAGUGCUUGACCACCACUGGAGUGCCAUCAGCUCAGGGGGGAGGGCUUUCCCCUCCAUCCCUGUGUGCCAGCAGAGCUGUGCUGACUCAGGAGUGUGUCUGGAGGAAAACAUGUACGUGCUGAGAUGCCAGAGCUGAUGAUUUCUGGGUGUCUUGAGAAGUGGAGUUGGAUGUCUGAGAAGUGGAGGUCGCUGUGUAGUGGUAGAUUUCCUUUCUGAGUCAGCUCUCCUGUCUGGGAAGCGGUACUUGGCUGCAGGUUGAUUUGGAUUACCCCCUCCUGGAUUUGGGCCCUCCUUCAGUAGUGGUGGAGGGUGUGUGGUGACCCCAGCUAUGGCUGUGGUGUGUCUGGUGUCACUUGGGCCAGCAAAGCACAGGUUAAAGUGUUGUUCUACUUAGCAAAUGGCCUUUUCUCCCAAGAGCAGCCCCACGUGUCCUAUUCUGCAGUCACCAGCCUACCUGUGUCUGUGUCCUCUGCUGCUUCCUUCCCAACCAGGCUGUGCAGUGUUGGUGGAGAGGGAGCUGGUCUCCCACCUGAUGGAUACAUCAAUGUUCCUCCCUUCCCUCAGUCUGCUUUUAGGUGGUGAGAGAUCCACCCUGAGCCCAGUCUGACUGGUUCCUGGAGGUACCACCACCAUGUCUCUGGGUUUAAGGAGCCUGAGGAUCUGGCUUGAGUAGAAUUGCACUUUAACCUUUUCUGGGAACUGGGAUUGCUGCUCUGGGAAGCCCUGUACCCAGUGGCAGUGCCAGCACCCUGCUCAUUCAGCCUUGCAGCUGCUGAAGAGCCUUCUCCAAACACUGUCCCUGCUGCCAGGAGGUGGGCAGGAGCUCCAUGCUGCCUCCCUGCCCUUGGAAUUGAAGUGAUUCUGGAUGAGGAUCCUCGAGCACUAUUCUCUCUGCCCAGCCUGGUAUCCUGAGGGGAUGGGACAGGCUGCUGUGUGAAGAUGACAUGUUUCUCCUGGAGAUUCAUGUAGUACCAUGAGGUAUUUGCUCUGCCCUGUUCUGAUGGGUGCCAGUGCAGGCUGUAGAAACAAGGUGCAGAGCCUUGAAAACACUUUGAACCAGCUGCUCAGUCCUGAAAAUAAGAAUAGACCUAAAAUUAACCUCUCUCAGGCUCUGCAGUGCUGGAGGGGGUUUGGCCAGUGCCUCCCUCCCUUGCUGAGUCUGACACUGGGGGAUGUGUAGAAACACUGUAGGAUGGGAAUGUGCAGCAUCAGGCAUCAGCUCAUCCCUUCAGCCACUGCUGAUCCUGAAUGUUCCACUGGCCAGCUACUGUCACCAGCUCACACCACAGCCCCAGCCCUUCCAGGCUGACAGCACAGGGAGCUGGGCUGCUUGGACACCUCCUUCUCCCAGCUGACCAGUGGCUGCCUAAAGGGUGCUCUACGACCCUCUGCCCCAUGACCCAUAUCCUGGGCAGUCAAGGGAGCCAGUCCUGGAGUGUCCUGGCUGGGCAGGAAGCCAUGGGUGUUCUCUGCAGAGUGAUCCACAACCUUCAAAGCACCCUGGCCUCAAAAUGGUAAGGCUGCCUCUCUGCCUCUCUUCCCAUUUGUUUUCUGAGGGAGUCAAGGAGUGCAGGGAGGCUCCCCAGCUGCGUCUCCCAGCUUGAGUUUCCUCUUUGUUCAGCACCUUGGGCCUGACAGCCCCCCAGGUCCCUGUGCCAGUGUGAGGGCUGGAUUGAGGCUGCCCUUCAGCCAGCUGGUGCAGGGCACAGGGCAGGGGACCCCCAGGCUUGCACUGUAGUCCAGCCCGAGUGUUGGAUGUGGAUUGUUUCCUGCUGAGAUUCCCCUGGCCGGGGGCAAGGUAUCUGGGCUAUAUUCUCACUGCACUCUCCCUCCUCGGAUCCCUACCCAGACCUGACCUUCCCAUAGGCACACUGAAUGUUCCUUGAGGAGAGCUGGAUUUUAGCUCUGGGGAGCUUUUCUGGCUUUAAGUUGUCCAGUUAUGUUUCUGGACAGUUUGGAAACACAGAUUUUUGCCAUGGUAGCUCCAUUAAAUGCAUCAGUGCCAAACCAGCACCUUCUUAACAAAAUCAGUCUGUUUUCCAGCUUAUUUCCUGUGUCAUUGUUUUUCGCAGUAAUGAAUGAUUUUGUGCCUUGAUUCAACAACCCAGCUGGGUGGCAAUGGCUGUAUCACUGUGUUGUGUGUUAGUGUGUUUUUUAACACUGAGACUGUUUGGUUUGGUUCUUUAACUUAUUGCAAAGUGUGCUGUACAGGACUUGCUCUAACCGGAAUGGUUUCAAUAAACUCUCUUUUGCAUUGUUUGUAAA